Austrofundulus limnaeus is the source of this 1646-nucleotide messenger RNA. Its product is annotated as disks large homolog 2. The record is from RefSeq and is a predicted model, not a curated record. Gene Ontology annotation, biological process: regulation of postsynaptic membrane neurotransmitter receptor levels; cell-cell adhesion; chemical synaptic transmission. Lineage: Eukaryota; Metazoa; Chordata; Actinopteri; Cyprinodontiformes; Rivulidae. Gene Ontology annotation, molecular function: protein kinase binding; ionotropic glutamate receptor binding. Gene Ontology annotation, cellular component: postsynaptic density membrane; neuromuscular junction; neuron projection.
CAGCUUCAGGACCAAGAAAGGGACCCUCUUCCUCCUGAUCGGGAAUUUCCAGGACUCAUCAACCACGUGCACACUCCUGAGCUUGUUCAUGUGUCAGAAAAGAGCCUUUCUGAAAUAGAAAAAGUUCAUGGCUACGUAUCCCAUUCUCACAUCUCACCUCUGAAGGGGAGCCCUGCUCCUGUCAUUAUCAACACAGAAGCUUUGGACUCAACUCCUUUGGUCAGUGUAACAGAAAUGGAUUAUGAGUUUGAAGAAAUCACUUUAGAGCGGGGGAACUCAGGAUUUGGUUUUAGCAUUGCUGGAGGAACUGAUAGCCCACACAUUUGUGAUGACCCUGGUAUUUUUAUAACCAAAAUCAUUCCUGGAGGACCUGCAGCAGAAGAUGGACGACUCAGGGUAAAUGAUUGUAUUCUGCGAGUGAAUGAUGCAGAUGUGUAUGACAUUCCCCACUGUAAGGCAGUAGAGGCCUUGAAGUUUGCAGGCUCAAUUGUACAUUUGUAUGUCCGUCGUCGCAGACCAAUGCUGGAGACCAUCUUUGAUAUCAAACUUGUCAAAGGAACAAAAGGACUUGGCUUCAGCAUUGUGGGGGGAGUUGGAAAUCAGCACAUUUCUGGUGAUAACAGCAUAUACAUWACCAAAAUAAUUGAUGGAGGAGCUGCACAGAAAGAUGGACGCCUGCAUGUUGGGGACAGGUUAAUAAUGGUGAAUAACUGCAGUCUGGAUGGAGUUUCUCAUGAAGAAGCUGUGGAGAUUUUGAAGACUACAUCAGACGUGRUUCAUCUAAAGCUGGGAAAGCCCACCAAUAUUUAUGGAUCAGCAUAUUCUCCUGCCAUGGAAAAUCAUACCUCUUCCGUCAUCAACUAUGGGACUCUGGAAUUCAAGUCUGGCCUGACCCACUUUCGUCCUGGGAGUCAUUCAUCCCUCCACAACCACAUAUUGGUGCCAGACGAUCUAAAUAGAGAACCCAGGGAUGUUGUACUCCACAAGGGCUCCACGGGCCUGGGCUUCAACAUUGUGGGUGGUGAGGAUGGCGAGGGUAUCUUUGUCUCCUUCAUCCUGGCAGGAGGACCUGCUGACCUUAGUGGAGAACUACGGCGAGGGGACCAGAUUUUAUCAGUUAAUGGCAUUGACUUACAAGGAGCCACACAUGAACAAGCAGCAGCAGCCCUGAAAGGAGCAGGACAGGUGGUCACCAUCGUAGCCCAAUACAGACCUGAGGAGUAUGGGCGUUUUGAGGCCCGGAUCAAUGACCUCCGAGAACAGAUGAUGAGCUGCAGCAUGAGCUCUGGGUCAGGAUCGCUGAGGACAAACCAGAAGAAGUCACUUUAUGUGAGAGCAUGGGACGAGACCGGACCGGUUCGGAGGCAGUAUGGAGCCGACCCUUUGAGGCAGGUGGAGAAAGCGGGCCCGAAUGCAUCCAGAGAAGCCUGGUCUGCUUUGAUUGACAACCCCUUCCGGGGACCAGAUAACAAACAAACAUGUGUUGUUGAUCUGGUAAAAAUGUUUCCAUCCAGCAGUAACUUCAGAGGUUUGCACCGCUCUCUUUUUAUUUUUGACUCUUCCAGUCACCAUUUCAACCUCUGAGCGCUCAUUCGCUAAGUUAAAACUCACCAGCAUGUCAACCCCUUCAGUUGUUUACCUGUAUA